Molecule: messenger RNA, 6573 nt
Organism: Rhincodon typus (whale shark)
Lineage: Eukaryota; Metazoa; Chordata; Chondrichthyes; Orectolobiformes; Rhincodontidae
Product: secretory carrier-associated membrane protein 5-like
Exons: 9
Coding region: 372-1073 (233 amino acids)
Biological process (GO): protein transport
Cellular component (GO): trans-Golgi network membrane; recycling endosome membrane
Source: RefSeq, a predicted model, not a curated record
GUUACUAUUGGAGACCGACCCGAGUGACAGGGGCAGCAGCCACUGUGGCGAAGGCCUUGUGUGGAGGGGACGGUGGUUGCCAUGGGAUACCGAUUUGAGUGACAGGAGAGCACACGCUGGCGUGAGCACCCGGAGGCGAGGGCGUUGCUAUUGGAGACUGAUUGGAGUGACGGGAGUUCCAGCCACCGGAGAAAGUUAUUGCAAACUAAUUAUUUGAGGGAAUCUGUCCUUAAAAAUCAAAUUGCUGCAAGCACUCAGGACUGAAGAAGUUGGAGGCUGAUCAGCAAGAAAGGAGGGAAAAGAAAAGACACUAGUGACAUCUUAAUGUUAGAUCGUGUUGCUCAUUUGAGGCAGCAGACUCCACCUUAAAUAUGACAGAAAACAAUUUUCCACCGCUCCCAAAGUUCAUUCCGUUGAAACCAUGUUUUUACCAGGAUUUUAAUGAGAUUCCAGAACCCCACAAAGUCCUGGCAAAACGCAUUUACUACCUUUGGAUGUUGAACAGCAUCACACUUGCAGUGAAUCUGAUUGGCUGUCUAGCUUGGUUGAUUGGAGGAGGUGGAGCUGUCAACUUUGGACUGGCCUUUCUCUGGCUGAUUCUGUUCACACCAUGCUCUUAUGUUUGCUGGUUUAGACCAAUCUACAAGGCCUUCAAGUCAGAUAGUUCAUUCAAUUUUAUGGCAUUCUUCUUCACGUUUAUGGCCCAGCUGGUAAUCAGCAUUAUUCAAGCAGUGGGAAUCCCUGGCUGGGGAGUCUGUGGCUGGAUAGCUACAAUUACCUUCUUCGGGACAAAUGCAGGCUCAGCGGUUGUGAUGCUCAUCCCAACUGUGAUGUUCACAGCAGUGGCUGUGUUGUCUUUCGUCGCUCUAACUAAGGUUCAUAACUAUUACCGUGGCAGUGGUGGCAGCAUGAGCAAGGCACAAGAGGAAUGGACCACGGGUGCGUGGAAGAACCCACAUGUACAGCAGGCAGCCCAGCAAGCUGCUGUGGGUGCAGUGCAAGGGACCAUGCAAAGCCCACAGUACAAUGAAUAUUCGGACACUCCCAACUACGCGUACAACAAUCAGAUGUAAGCCUGCUGCGUUAAUGCACCCUCACCAGUUUACAGAGCCUCUCCUGGGUUCGGUUGGGACAUGCAAAAAUUUUUUCUUUCCUUCCCCUCUUCCCCCGUAUGUAUGAUUCAGAGAGCUCCCUAUUCUCCAAAAAUGGCUAUUUGUGGUGUACUCUUUUUUUUAAAAAAAAAAACGAAACUGUGGUGGCUGUAGAACAAUGUGCAAAUACCUUUUAAAAGAUGUGAUCUUAUUGGUAUUGAAAGUAUUUGUGAUGAAAUAGGUCACUUCCAACUUAAGCAAAAAGGUUUUUUUAAAAAAAACCAUCUGUGCACGCACAUACAUGCACAGGAUAAUAUCUGGUAGUUUAAUAACACUGCUGACCAUAUUGCUAGGAAUAAUCAGGUAUUUUCUGGAUGGGUGCAGAACUCCUUGCCCUUGUAUUACAUUGCACUCCCACCCAGUAUUGUUAGUUUUGAUGUAUCUUAGAGCAACGUUGAGUGUACCCGCAGAGCUGUUCUGUGAAACGCUUAUUGUCUAAUCCAGUUUAUAGAGAUAAUAUAAUGGCACUAAAUAACAAAAGACCCCAGAUUAAUCAUGACUUGUAGCUGUACAGUGAUCAAAUCUGUACCUGUAAGGGAUCAUGGUCUAGUAAAUACAUGAGGGUCUUUGAGUUCACCAUGGAUUACUUCUCUCACUUUUGAAAAGACUUGCUUCUUACCCUUGUACCUAAUUGGACCCUUCAAUAAGCACACACUGAAUUUUCAAAAGAAAUUUCUGGUACUGAUUGUUGUAAAUUAAAGCUAAUACAGAAUGUUUUAAGUUCACUUUGUGUGGAACAGACAACAUAAUUUGUAAUCAUCCUAUUUGGAAGCUUCAGUACUCCUGCAGUACUUACUGAAGACUGGAUAACGUGUAGGAAAACGUGUUUAAUUUGCUUAUUUUCCAUUUUGCUUACUGACUGUGCACACUUGCUAAAGUGAGGUUUAUUUUGCAAUGUUUUUAAUUAAGGGGUAGAUCUGUUUAUUUAACAAUCUUCGAGUAUUGAAAUGACUUGUAUGCUGAAAAAGACUGGUUGAUUCUCAGUCUGUGCCCUUGCAAUGUUCAAAUGCAAAUAUUGCAUGUACUUUUUGCUAAACCCUAACCUGGUUAAACUUCGCUGGUAUUUGGUUUGAGUUUAAGUGAACCAUAUCUUUGCAGUGCAGUCAUGCUUUGUCUCUCGUGGACUUUGAAGGCUGGAAUACUAAUAAUUGUAAAGAUCUUGUCAUAAUGCACAAGUAUAAUUUAUAUUAAGUUGGUAGCUGUAAUUUGAUUCUUGUCAUUUAAUUUUUAAACUGUUCUGAAUUUGUUCUCGGUUUAUUUCACUUUAAAGAAUUGAAAUUGUAUGUUUUCGAAAGUGUAUUAGCCUUUGAUUCUGAAAGGAAAAUCAGGUAUAGCAACACACAAUACUACUGAAAUGUCAGGAAGUGUGUCAAUAAUAUUGCUUUAUAUCCCUAACACUAUUAGUGGCCGCUUCCCAGGUACUUCGCUUCCUCUCGCAUAAUGUCGUCAGAUAGGGCUAAAAGAGUGCCCCUGAAAAUUGAUACUGUGAAGUAACACAUGAUCACGAAACUAAUGCACUUAAAAACAGGACUGCUAGGUUUGGGACUUGAAUAUAUAACUGCAAGCAAUAAGCAGUAACUUUAUUUGCAUCCACAUUGCUGUAUUAUAUACAUUCCUGAUGACAAAAGAUUCAGUUUGUGACUUAUUUUCAAAAUCUCUGUCUUGGUAUGUGGAAAUAUAUUUUAUUAUCCAUGAUUUAACUUAAGAUCUGCUUUGAAUUUUGUUGACCCAUUACAAAACUUGAAUCAUGAGCAUGGAUGGAUGGAUUGGUUAAGGGUCACGAAAUGAACCACAGUGCAAGAGAACACCUGUGGCACUUGCCAAUAGAAUCAAAUGCAGAGAUGUGGCCAGUUAAUGUUGUCCUACCAAGCCAAAUCAGACAAAAAGAAUCUUCUCUUGCUGCUUAUCUCCUCCUGAAACUUUUCCAAAUUGUAGGGUCUCUGGUCAAAUCUUUAAAGUUGAUGAGAUUGAGAUUGUAUUUGUACAGCACAGUAGGGGAAAAAUGGGGACAAUUUGCUCAGAAUAGGUUUUAUUUUACUUUAAAAAUAAUCCAUUCUUGCUUGCAAAGCUGCUGCGAUGUUCAAUCUAUAACAUUCAUGUUUGGGGAGAGGCAUAAAAUGAAUUAAUUUUAUAUAAUAAAUAUAAUGACAAAUUAGAAGAAAUUAAAAUUGUGUGAACUAAGAUUGAGCAUAAGAAGUGUACAUAAGACUAUUUAAUCUGUACAUUGAAACUUGUGGUAUUAGUAUGGACUUAGUAUAAAUCGUCAUUAGCUGCGUCUGUUCUAGCUGGUUUGCCUUCGGUUUACACAUAGUGGUUGUUUUGACCUGCGUGUCUCUCACUGGUGAUUGCUGUAGAAAAAGUGCUCCACAUGGUACAAGCAGUGCAUAACUUGUUAAUAUGCAUUUCCUUUUUAAAAAGUGCAUUUACAAAAUUAACAUUUUCUAGCUGUUUUAUCAUAAUCCCCAAAUUUUGGAUUUAGAUCAUUUUAUUCUAAAGCCAGUGUUUUUAAAGACAUGAUGGCAUUUGGCAUUCUUGUUGUUAAAAUGAUGAUCAGAUUAUAUUUUUCAGAUACUAGCGCUUAGAAAAUGUUCUAUCCAGAUUAAGAAGUCGAAUUGCACUUUUGAGGAAAUGUUAUGCCAUUUGGCCCAAGCAGUUGUAGCACUUUGAAACUAUAUUUAAGUGAAAUAUGUUCUCUCUAUUGCACAAUAGCAGUUAAGCGAAUGCUGAACACUUCUUGCUCACAAAGCAGAAAUCCUUGCAUGUUAGUUCUAUAAAUUAUGCCCUUUAUGUUUCACAAUAAAAUAUCUUUGAGUAGUUUCCUUUUCUUAAUGAUUUGCUGUAAAUAGUUGAAGUGACUUUAAAAGCAAUUCUUUAUUAUGAAGAGACUUCAGGGUGACUGGUCAUCGUUUGGGAACACUAUUCUAACUGCUGCUUGAUUCCAUACUAGAAUCCUUGCUUUAAAAUAGUUGACUGCCCUCUUAAUGUACCUCAGAAUUAUUUCAGGUACUUCAUUCUGUCCCAGGCACACAACAUUGUGCUACGUACUAAUCAAAAAUUAAUGCACUUUUCCUCCUAUUGUUGUCCCUUUUUAAUAUAGGGGAAUUACAUUGGUGCAGACUCUUAAAAAGUCCAUACAUAACCUACAUACAAGGUGUUUGCUUGUAUAAAAUAGUUUGUUGGUUUAUCUAACACUAGGACCAAUUGGCAGUUGCAUUCUGGCACCUCUAUCUUGCAAGUGUGCAGGAGUUAUUGGCUAGCUCAAUAGACUGUAAGCAAAACUGUUAUUUUUGUGUUUUCUCAUCAAAUCUUUGUACCUGCCUUGAGGCAAAUUGAUCAUAAAGCGAACAUUAAUUUGUGCUUUUUUGUUUUAGUAUUUAAAACAAUUAGUUCGAGGUGAAAGAGGCUUUGAUGUAGAUUGCUGAUGGUGGCUAUUUUUCAUGCAGUGGAAGGAUGCCCAGACCCAAGAAUAUUUCUAUUCAGCCCUAAGCUAGCUGUCUGAUUGUAGGCACAAUGGGGUCAAAUUUCUCACAAUUAAACUGCAGAUGAGAGGCAUCAUUUUUAUUGCCAGUCGGCAUCUGAAAAUCAGUGUGUCAGCUAAAUAUAUAUUCUUGCCCCAAAACUGAAUUAAUUAAUUAAUGGAGCUGGAAUUUUCCAAUUUAAACAUUAUAGGUGGUUGCUAGCCCGGUCUCUGAAUGUUCAGCCAACCAGUUUGCCCCAUGUUGAUACUUGCUUACUUUUUUAUGCAUGAUAAGAAAAUAUGUUGAAAUAAACCCUGUUUCACAGUUACUGUGAUGCCAAUUUUCUUUCCUAACACAGCCAUGGCAAUACAAUAAGCUUGUGAUGACACUUUAUUGAUCCGGUCCUAUGCAUUAAAACAAGGUGAUUAAUCCAAAAUCUGAAGUUCCUGGCAGUUUGAUAAAGAACUUUUAUUUCUGUUGUAUUAUAGGUAUAUAGGAUUAAUUGGAUUUUUUGUACUUCAAAAGAAUUUUUUUAAGGAAAUUGAAUCACUUUUUUUGUUUAAUUUGCCUAGCUGCCUGAUUUUGUUUAUUUGCAAGUAACUUAUUUACAGUUCUUUGGUGUAUACUUCCAGCUUAAAGUGCUGCCCAGAAAUGAACCUUCAGGAACUCAGCAAUAGAUUUUUGUUUUUGAAGAAUUAAAAUAAAUUUGUUUCAUCCAAGCAUAGCAUUUUUUCCCUCUCAGCAGUUCCAACAUUGUAUAUGUUAUACAAUGAUAUUGAGGUUAGUGAAGCUACUUAGAAGUUUUGUUUUUCCUGCUUUUAGGAAACCAGAUUAAAUUGAUCAUUUAGCUUGCCUUGCUAGAAUCACUUUUUUCAUUUUAUUGAGCUUUUUUUUUUAAACUGACUUUUGCCUUUGCUUUCAAAUCCAGUGGCAUUCAGUUCUUUCUAAAAUAAGCAUUGCAUUACUAAACAGUCUAAACUUGUCAUUUAAAGGCUUUUUUGAUAGGCUAUCAAUUCCAAUUGAUUCUGAUAGCCAGGAUCGAGGUUCCUAUUUUCCUCCUCCUCCCCCUACUGGUUACCUGCAAGUAUAGCCAUGCUUGUAACUACUUGUCAAAUCUUCCAUAUUAUAGAAAACUCAAUUUGAGCAAUUCAAAUCUAAAUCUGGGUUAACCCCAGGCAGAGGGUUAAGAUAAAGUAAGUAAACUUAAGAAAUCAUGACACAAUAUGAAAAAUUUAUAUGAAAUAUAAAUUUUAUAUUAAUAUGAAAAACUUGGAGCUGCCAUAUUUAGAUUUCGAGUGAAUAAUGUUGACCAUUCAUCUAUACAAAUUUCACCAUCCAAAAACACUUGAAUAUUUGUAAAUAUAUUUUAAAAGUAGCAAGAUAUUAAUUGUGCUUUAUUAAGAAUUUGCUGUGUACUGCGGUCAUAUAGAAAUUUGUAUCUGUUGGUGACUUCUGGAACUUAAUUUGGUGAUACAGUCAAGGCAUUGGGAUUAAUUCAGUAUUAAUUUUUAAUUAUGAAUUAUGGUUUGAGCCAGAUUGAUGUACUAUUGCUGAGUGAACCUGUAUUAUUGUAUUUGAGUCAUAAUCUGAUGCAAAACAUGGAUACGUGUUUCCCCCUAUUAAUUUGGUGCUGAUGUUCGGUCAGUUGGAGGUUCGUUGUUUAACUCCUAAAUUACUGUCAUUCUAACUGCGCAGUGCAAUUGUUAACUCUCUGCAACUUAAAAGGGCAUUUCUACAAAAACAGCUGAAGAAUUGUUACUGUGUGUGUUUAAUAGCUACUCUGCUGAUACAUAUGCUAUAUAGAAAGUGUUGUCUGCAUUAUUUUAUCACUUUGUACAGUACAGUAAUUCUUCAAAAUUGUGUCUCUCUUUUCCUAUUGAGAAAUUAUAUCAUUGUCAUUUCAGUACGUCAAUGUGUCAGUGUCAUUCUGGACAAAUAAAUGAAAAAACCGGUGUUAUCUUGAA